Messenger RNA from Tuber aestivum (summer truffle), 1813 nucleotides. Lineage: Eukaryota; Fungi; Ascomycota; Pezizomycetes; Pezizales; Tuberaceae. The record is from the annotation of a GenBank genome assembly.
AAAAGUUAUGAAUUCUGAUAAACUAUCUUCAGGGCUGCCAAUAGGUCCCACCCAGCACAGCAGCUCGAUUAUUUUUGUCGGCAACAUACCGUUCGGCAACAGACCCCACUUCAAGUUUUUUGUUAAUGGUGAUACUAACAAUAGUUUCUUAGGCCUCUCCGAGACUCAGAUCGUCGAAAUCUUCUCCGCUGUUGGCCGCGUUGUCUGCUUUCGUCUAGUGUUUGACCGUGAGACCGGACGUUCCAAAGGGUACGGUUUCGCUGAGUACGUCGACAACGAGACCGCAGCCAGUGCUGUCCGUAACCUGGAUAACUACGAGAUUUUGGGCCGUAGGUUGAGAGUUGAUUAUUCUUCCCACGGGCAUAUUCCCGAGGCCCCUUAUUUAAGCCCCUUCCCAGACCUCCCGAAGGGUAUGGAGCUACCACAGGGUCUUUCCGCCACCGAAGCUAUAUCCAGAACCAUGGAUGCUAUUCCACCUGCAAAGUUGGGCGAGCUGUUAGUCGAGAUGCACAAUCUCGCCAUCAAGGAUCCGAUGAGGGCUACCGAGCUACUCAAACAUGCUCCGCAGUUGUCGUAUGCACUGUUCGAAGCUAUGGCGAAGAUGGGCCAGGUCGAUCAUGCGCAGAUGGGGAGGUACUUGGAGCCCGCGGGUUCUCCUUUGCGUGGCUCCUUGCACAUUGGCCAUCGUGUCUUCGGGCAAGAAAACAGCUCGAGGAGUUCCUUCGCGGAGCCGAGAAGUGUUGUCUCGGGCCUCCCCUCCCCUCUUACCCCUGCUCCUCCGGGCCACCAGCCUAAUGUGCCCGCCUCUUUCCCCACUUCUCCUGACUUGCAGCCGUUUGCCGCCCAGAGACCAAAUUCGUUCACCUGCACCCCCCAGAUCUCAAGUCCCACCCACCAAACACCCAUCGUUGCGGCCACUCAUAAUGUUCAAGACCCAAAUGUGGCUCUCUUGCAACAGGUCCUGAACAUCCCCAUGGGCCAAAUUGAAGGGUUGCCGGAAGAUCAAAAGCAACAGAUGCUCCAGCUGAGACGAUGUCUGAGCAAUGGAAUUGCGGAUGAUGCUGCUAUUGGAAUGGCCAUUUGAUUAUUUGAUUGGUUGUUCACAUUUUUCUCACAAGCAAAAGUUGAUUGGUUGUCCGAGGAGUGGACUGGUUAUGGGGCGGGCUCAUUUCACAACUGAUAAGAUAUCUAGUCUACCGUAGUUUCGUUGGGGGUGGGAAACAAAAAAGAGAAAGAAGUUAUGCAGGCCUGGUGAAUAGAUUGGUCAGCACGGUAUGGCAAGGCUAAGUAAGGGUGUUUUCGGUCGAGUUGAAGUAAGAAAUGCUUUUUGGGAUGUGGGGAUUUUUCGUGUUCUGCGUCUUAAGGGGGAUCAUUUGUCUUGUGAUGGGGGGUCUUUUCUUACACCGGCUCUUUUUCUAUUUUAUUCCACUUUAUCAUUAUUACCGACAUCGCUUCUGUGCCAGUACCCUUUCCCUUUCCCUUUCCUACCGUAUUCUUCUCCCACCUCAUUCGUGUGGUGUAUUAAUUGUUGCCGGCAUGUCACAUUUGGCCCAUCUGAAUUCUGCAGAGAAGCGGGGGUUCCGAGAUGACAGGCAUACUGUAUAGUACAGCAUGGCACCGUACCGUAAAGUACAGUACAGUAAAGUACCGUACUACGGUAGUACUCGUACAACACAAUACAGUAUGAGUAGGUCAAAGAAAGGCCCUGGAUGCCUGCUGUGGGCCAGAUGUACCGGUAGUGCCAGCACUCGGGUGCUCGAGUGUAUUGUUGUCGAGUUAUGGUGGUAUGCAUAUUUCGGAUGAUGGAGAUGUU